AUGGGCAACAUUGCGGUCAUUUCCAUGCAAAGCGAGGCGCUGCGCAUCGCCCGCCUGUCCAAGUACAUCAGCCCCGACGUGCUGACGUCGGGGCUGCCACUCGUUGGGUGGACGCUCGGCCAGAUCCACGCGCUCCGACUUCGUUUUCACAAGGGUCAACACAGCUCGUUCAGCACGAUCGAUGAGUUUUGCUCCAUCUUUGGUCUCGACCGCCCCAAGGACGACGGCGCGUUCCACGUGUUUGCACAAGUGAGCGUCAGCGGCCGCUUCAGCGUCGGCGUCGGCGAAACGCACGUCGCCACAUUGCAGCAAGCUUUCCUCGCCGUCGUCCUCUGCUCCAAGCUCAGUACGCUCGAUACGAUCGAGCACGCUUUGCGUCUCUUCAACCUUGCGCCGUGCACACGUAUUUCGAGCGCCGAGCUCCUGACACUCUUGCACGAUCUUCUCAAUGGCCUCGCGCUGCUCACGGGCGGAACCUUGUUGUCCGAGGCGGUCGCUGCCGGUGUGUACGACAAGAUCUUUUCCAAACUCAAAUUCGAGUACGACGCGACGAUCGACGCGGCCGCGGUGACCAAGCUCCUGCAGCACUGCCCUCAUUUUUGCCGCUUGCGAAGUCACUUUCACGACUACUCGACAGACGACUCGGGCUUGGACCUCUUUAGCGAGCACGUGACCGAAAUUCCCAUAUUUCCUUGCGACCGACACAAGCUGCCCAAGCUCAGCAAGGUCGAUGAGACCCGCACGUCUGCGCCCACGGCUGUGACGAGCCCUAUGCCACCGUUGACGCCCUGCAAGCCGACGACCCGGCGCACGGCCAUGCGCCGCCUCACCAAGCGUACCAUGCACAAUGAAGAGACGCGCAUUCACAUGAUCUGCUCCAAGCACACGAUUCUGGAGCUGCACACAACGUUUUCACGCUGUGACGCUGACAAAAGCAACGAAAUCGAUUUGAAAGAAUUCUUGAGCCAUUUGCCGUCCAAGCUCCGCAAGUACGGCAGCGACUGGUUUCGGUCGCUGGAUUUAGACCACAAUGGACGACUUACGUUCAACGAGCUCCUCGUGUCCAUGUUCCCGUCCUUGACAGCCUACCAAGUGCGCAUCAUCAACGUUUGGGUCGAGCAAGAGAUCCAUCAGCGCCGACUCUCGAAAGCGCAGCACAGCGUGCAAGCCACGCUGCCGCCCGAGGCCGUCGCUGAGCUUCGAGAAAUGUUUGACAUUUUUGAUGCCGAUCGUGACAGCGUCUUGUCCAAGGCCGACGUGGAUGCGACGAUGCACGAAAUGCGCAAUGUCGUGACGUACGACGACUUGGUGCACCUCGUUGCUCGGGAGCGCGACAACAGCGACAUCAUUGGCCAGCUUCCUCUCUUUUCGAGCUCCGCCAAUGGCGCGACCAAGACAACCGCAGCUGGGAUUUCGUUUGACCAGUUUGCCACCUUGUUUGGUCGCGUGUGA
Molecule: messenger RNA, 1452 nt
Organism: Saprolegnia diclina VS20
Lineage: Eukaryota; Oomycota; Saprolegniomycetes; Saprolegniales; Saprolegniaceae
Exons: 11
Coding region: 1-1452 (483 amino acids)
Molecular function (GO): calcium ion binding
Source: RefSeq, a predicted model, not a curated record